Megalops cyprinoides (Indo-Pacific tarpon) is the source of this 2097-nucleotide messenger RNA. RefSeq names its product formimidoyltransferase cyclodeaminase (gene ftcd). Gene Ontology annotation, molecular function: folic acid binding; transferase activity. The record is from RefSeq and is a predicted model, not a curated record. NCBI's taxonomy places the organism in Eukaryota, Metazoa, Chordata, Actinopteri, Elopiformes, Megalopidae. The coding region runs from base 117 to 1916 and encodes 599 amino acids. The transcript has 14 exons.
GCAGGAUCAGUGCCCACGCUGCUGGAUGUGUUCUCCUCGCCGGACUUGGGUAACGAUUACAACAGACAGGAGAAAUAUUGCCAGGUGACCUAUAAUCAGCUCCGCGGAGCAGGUUAAUGAUUACACAGGCGGGAACAGGCCCUUUAAAGGCACGGUGUCAGGAGGAAAUUUGCAAUACCUCAGGCACAGCGCCGGGUGUCUGCUUGCUCUCCGCUGGAUUUUCUCGCUUUUUCACUUUCUCACACUCUGGCUCACACCCUCUCCUGGAAGGACUCAGCGAUUUCCCGCAGCACAUGGCUAAGCUGGUGGAGUGUGUUCCCAACUUCUCUGAGGGCCGGAGGAAAGAGGUGAUAGAUGCCAUUGCAGAUGCCAUCUCCAAAACAGACGGGUGCAGUCUGCUGGAUGUGGACCCUGGGGCCUCCACCAACCGUACUGUUUACACCUUCGUGGGCUCCCCACAGGCAGUGGUAGAGGGAGCUCUUAGCGCUGCCCGCACCGCCUUCCAGCUCAUUGAUAUGGCCACACACUCGGGGGAACACCCAAGGAUGGGCGCCAUGGAUGUAUGCCCAUUCAUCCCUGUACAGAACGUGACUAUGGAGGAGUGUGUGGCCUGCGCCAACCUCUUUGCAGAGCGGCUGUCCGACACGCUGCAAGUGCCCGUGUAUCUGUACGGUGAGGCUGCUCGCAAGGAGAACAGGAGAUCUCUGCCUUCCAUUCGAGCAGGAGAGUAUGAAGCAUUGGCUGAGAAGUUGAAAAAGGCAGAAUGGGCACCCGACUACGGCCCCGCCACUUUCGUACCCUCCUGGGGGGCUACGGUGACGGGCGCUCGUAAGUUCCUGAUCGCGUACAACGUCAACCUGCUGAGCACCAAGGAACAGGCCCAUCGGAUCGCCCUGGACAUCCGAGAGCAGGGCAGAGGCAAGGACCAGCCAGGUCUCUUGAAGAAGGUGCAAGGGAUGGGCUGGUACCUGGAGGAGGCCAAUCUGGCCCAGGUGUCCACCAACAUCCUGGACUUCGAGCUGACGCCUGUCCACACAGUCUACGAGGAGGUCUGCAGGGACGCAAAGGAUCUGAACCUACCCGUGGUGGGGUCUCAAAUUGUGGGCCUGAUCCCGCUGAAAGCCAUGCUGGAUAGUGCAGACUUCUACAUCCAGAGGGAUGGGCUGUUUGUGCUGGAGGAGGAGCAUAAAGUGCGACUGGUGAUCAGCAAGCUGGGAUUGGAUUCACUGGGGCCUUUUGUUCCUAAGGAGAGAAUAAUUGAGUACAUGGUGAAGGACACACAGGAGGACAAGGGCCUGGUGUCUCUGUCCCUGCAGCAGUUUGUCCGCAGCGUGGGGGCCAGGACCCCUGCACCGGGGGGAGGAUCAGUGUCUGCCGCUGUAGCCGCAAUGGGGGCAGCACUGGGGGCCAUGGUAGGACAGAUGACCUACGGGAAGAAGCAGUUUGAGAGCCUGGAUAGCGUCAUGAGAAGGCUCAUCCCACCCCUUCACGAGGCCAUGAACGAGCUGCUGGUUAUGGUGGACGACGACUCCAAGGCCUUCAACCACUACAUGGCAGCCCUCAAAAUGCCAAAAAACACAACGGAUGAGGUCAAGAGGAGGGAGGCGGCCAUGCAGGAGGGUCUAAUGAAAGCGGUGGGCGUUCCCCUGUCCCUGGCUGAGAGGGUCAAUCUUCUGUGGCCUUGUCUGAAGGAGAUGGUGCUUUACGGAAACGUGGCCUGCAAGUCCGACCUCCAGGUGGCAGCGAAAGCUCUGGAAACUUCUGUGUUUGGUGCCUACUACAAUGUUGUGAUCAACCUCAAAGACAUCACAGAUGAGUCCUUCAAAGCAACUACCCAACAGAGGGCCUCUGCUCUCCUGCAGGAGGCCCAGCAAAGUGCAGCCGGAGUGCUGGAGGCUGCUGAGAGGAGAGAAUGAAAAGCCAGCCAAUGCUGCACCUGCAGCCCAAGCUUCAAAUGGAGCCUUUGCAACCAUUGCAGCGUCAAGGAACAAAAUAAACAUCAUUCACAGAAAACAGCUGUCUCUACAAUUCUUUCAGAGAAUUUUUAUGAUCAAAACUUGAUACUGUAGGUGUGUUUUAACACCAGAACACAACACA